Messenger RNA from Geosmithia morbida, 717 nucleotides. Its product is annotated as NAD dependent epimerase/dehydratase family. Bases 1 to 717 code for a protein of 238 amino acids. Gene Ontology annotation, biological process: import into nucleus. Lineage: Eukaryota; Fungi; Ascomycota; Sordariomycetes; Hypocreales; Bionectriaceae. The transcript has a single exon. The record is from RefSeq and is a predicted model, not a curated record. Gene Ontology annotation, cellular component: cytoplasm.
AUGACUUCUCCCAUCCCCGCCGCCGUCUUCGGCUCGACCGGUCUGACCGGCUCCUUCACCCUAGCCACCCUCCUCACCUCCGAGUCCCAGUGGGGACCGGUGCACACGAUCUCGCGCCGCGCGCCCUCGAACCCGACGUCUUCGCCUAGCCUCAACUCCGUGCUCGAGUCCGACACGUCCAAGUGGGCGUCGUCGCUCGGCUCCCUCUCCCCGGUGCCUCAGGUCGUCUUCUCGUCGGUGGGGACGACGCGCGUCGCCGCCGGCGGUCUCGAGCAGCAGUGGAAGAUCGACCACGACCUCAACAUCGAGAUCGCCAAGGCGGCCAAGGCGGCCGGCGCGCGCACCUUCGUCUUCAUCUCCUCGGGCGGCACCCGCGGCUUUGCGACGUCGUCCCUGCCCUACUCGCGCAUGAAGAACGGCGUCGAGGACGCGGUGCGCGACCUGGACUUCGACAACGCCGUCAUCCUCAAGCCCGGCUUCAUCAACGGCCACCGCGAGCAGGAUCGCAUCCGCAACUUUGAGGGGCUGUUCCAGACCGUCGUCGGCCUGCUGGGGAAGGCGAGCACCGCCGCCAAGGACGCCAUCUCCCAGGACGCCGACGUCAUCGGUAGGGCGGCCGUCAAGGCGGCCGAGCUGGCGGCCCAGGGCAAGGCGCCCGCCAAGUUUUGGCUCGUCAGUCCUGCCGAGAUUGUCAAGCUUGGCCGCAAGGAGGAGUGA